Xyrauchen texanus (razorback sucker) is the source of this 3559-nucleotide messenger RNA. Its product is annotated as vesicular glutamate transporter 2.1-like. Gene Ontology annotation, molecular function: L-glutamate transmembrane transporter activity; neurotransmitter transmembrane transporter activity. Bases 515 to 2272 code for a protein of 585 amino acids. The record is from RefSeq and is a predicted model, not a curated record. NCBI's taxonomy places the organism in Eukaryota, Metazoa, Chordata, Actinopteri, Cypriniformes, Catostomidae. The transcript has 12 exons. Gene Ontology annotation, cellular component: synaptic vesicle membrane; excitatory synapse. Gene Ontology annotation, biological process: monoatomic anion transport; neurotransmitter loading into synaptic vesicle; synaptic transmission, glutamatergic.
GUGGCGGCGGGAACAUCUGAACGCGAAGCGCAAGACUGUCGCUGACCUUGGUGCUGAAAGCCUUUCACCUCACUCUCAACCCACUUAACUGUCACUUUCCACAGAAAACAAAGGAUCAGGAGGAACCAUUUUUCUUUUUCCCCUUUUUAUAUGAUUUUACAUUCGUUUUUUGCAUUUGUUUUAUUUAAUCCGAUCUUUUUCGACUCCCUCGUGUUCAGCAUUUAUUCGUUUAUUCAAAUCUGAGAUGAUAUCGUAUGCCCUAAUCGCGUGCAGGGCGGUUUAUGAGUUUAUAAUUAUGAGCAGACAGGGCCAGACCACUUAUGACAUCUCUCUUGUGUAGGCCGAUUUAUUAUUAUUAUUAUUAUUAUUUAAAUCGCGCCGUUCGUGAAUUUUCCUCAUCCGUAUUACUGAUUCAUUGAUCCACUGGGUAUCGGUCCGGUAUGCUCUGUCAUCUCACACUGUGACAUGGUACUUUGACAUUAACGAAAAAAACGAGGGAUUAUCACAUUUGGACAUGGAUACUCCGAGGGAGCCUGGUUUUAAACCCAGCAAAGAGGGGCUGAGACAACUAGCGGGGAAGACUCUGGGGCACGUGUACAAGGUGAUAGAAAGGCGUCAAAAACCUGGAGAGAACAUUGAACUAACCGAGGAUGGACGACCUGCCCAGACCAAAGAGAAAAAGCCACCUUUGUGCGACUGCACGUGCUUUGGACUUCCGCGCCGAUACAUCAUCGCCAUGAUGAGCGGCCUCGGGUUCUGCAUCUCUUUCGGUAUUCGGUGCAACCUAGGCGUGGCCAUAGUGAGCAUGGUUAACAACAGCACCAUUAAUCUGAACGGAAAGAUCAUCAUCAAAGAGAAGGCAAAGUUCAACUGGGACCCGGAAAUAGUGGGAAUGAUUCAUGGAUCGUUUUUCUGGGGUUAUAUUGUGACGCAAAUUCCCGGAGGAUACAUUUCAUCUAGACUGGCGGCAAACAGGGUCUUUGGAGCAGCCAUCAUCCUCACAUCAAUACUGAAUAUGUUCAUCCCCUCAGCUGCACGUAUACAUUAUGGUUGCGUCCUGUUUGUCAGGGUAUUACAAGGGCUUGUAGAGGGUGUGACCUACCCAGCUUGCCAUGGGAUCUGGAGUAAGUGGGCCCCUCCACUGGAAAGAAGUCGCCUGGCCACAACCUCUUUCUGUGGUUCCUAUGCUGGAGCUGUCAUUGCCAUGCCCUUAGCUGGGAUCCUUGUGCAGUACACUGGCUGGUCAUCUGUUUUCUAUGUCUAUGGCUGUUUUGGGAUUGUAUGGUAUAUGUUCUGGAUCUUGGUGUCAUAUGAGAGCCCAGCUGAACACCCCACCAUCACAGAUGAAGAACGGCGCUACAUUGAAGAGAGUAUCGGAGAGAGCGCUAAGCUGCUAGGUCCUGCAGAAAAAUUCAAGACACCUUGGAAGAAAUUUUUCACAUCCAUGCCUGUCUAUGCAAUCAUUGUGGCCAACUUCUGCAGGAGUUGGACCUUCUACUUGCUGCUCAUCAGCCAGCCUGCAUACUUUGAGGAAGUGUUUGGCUUUGAGAUUAGCAAGGUUGGCAUGCUGUCAGCCCUGCCCCAUCUGGUGAUGACCAUUAUCGUGCCCAUUGGGGGACAGAUAGCUGAUUUCCUCCGUAGCAAAAACAUUCUGUCCACCACCACUGUUCGGAAGAUCAUGAACUGUGGAGGCUUUGGAAUGGAGGCCACUCUGUUGUUGGUUGUAGGUUUCUCCCACAGUAAAGGGAUGGCUAUUUCAUUCCUUGUGUUGGCUGUUGGCUUCAGUGGGUUUGCAAUAUCAGGAUUUAAUGUCAAUCAUUUAGACAUCGCUCCUCGUUAUGCCAGUAUCCUCAUGGGAAUCUCUAAUGGAGUUGGAACUUUGUCAGGAAUGGUGUGCCCUCUUAUUGUGGGUGCCAUGACCAAACACAAGACCCGGGAAGAGUGGCAGUAUGUGUUUCUUAUUGCUGCCCUGGUGCAUUAUGGUGGUGUAAUUUUCUACGGCAUCUUUGCCUCGGGAGAGCAGCAGCCGUGGGCGGAUCCGGAGCUUACCAGUGAGGAGAAGUGUGGUUUUGUUGACGAAGAUGAGCUGGCUGAGGAAACAGGGGACAUCACCCAGAGCUACGGCGCCCUGGGAGGUCCAGCCAAGACCUAUGGUGCCACCACACAGUUGAAUGGAGGAUGGGCAGAAGGAUGGGAUAAGCGAGAGGAGUAUGUACAGGAGGGUGUGGAGGAAGGGGGUUUUGGAAAUAGGAAGGGCAGGGAUUACUCCUAGACAUUGCAAAUACACAUUCUAAGGCACACAUACAUACAAAUUCAUACAGCACAGUAUAAAAAUGUAUGCCCACACUAUAGAUUUUGUAGUGUUUGUGAGUUCUAAAAAAAAAAAAUCAUAUAAAUAGACUAAAUCGUUGAAUGUUUGCACAAUUUUAAAUGAUAAAAUUCUACAUUCAAAUAUAAAUUUUAAUGAGAAAAACAUAAAUGAUAAAUUAUACAAAGCAGAUGUAACAUAUCAAAUUGGCAGACUGUAAAUGUUCUAUGUCUUAAAAAGAGUGACUUAAUUUCAAGUGCAAUCAUGUGUAAUAUUGUGAAACAGAGUUUUUCACCCAUUAUUCUGAGCCUUUGCAACAUUGUGAUGCCUGUUGAGUUAAUCAGGCAACUGGCUUUCAGACACAAGGCUCAUAUAAUGAACAUGUCUGAAGUCAUCCAUAAAGAGAAAUACUGCUGUAGAGAUUUAUAACCAAGUAACUGUUUUUCUGAUUGCACUGAAAGAGCUGUACUAUGUCAUUUAACAGCACAACAAAAUUAUAUUGUUUAUACCUCAUUAUGUGUUACACGUUCGUAGUAUAAUUAAUGUUUCUGGGAGGUAAAAGAGGACGUUGGUCUUUGACACUGGAGAGAAAAAGCACAGUUUUUUUUAGGUGAAAUAAAAGCAACAAAACUAUUUCUCAAGCUCAACAAGUCAAGAAGUUUCAAUCGCAUAUGUUUUUGAAAGGUGCUGUUCGGUGUGGUGUUUGCUGAGAUGUGCAAACAAAAAUUCUUAGGGGGUUGGGAAGGGUAUAAAAGGGGAAAUUACAGAUUAUUGGAAAUAUUUGGAAACAUUAUUGCAAGAGCUACACAAAGCAAAAGCACAGUGUGUCAAGGCCACCAGACUCUUCAAUUGUUUGUUUGUUUUUUUCUUCUGUCAAAUACUCACACCAUGCCAUCUUGACAUCUGUGAAUGUUACUUAUGCAUGGGUAAAAAGUGUUUUUGCUUUUAAAAAAGUAGUUGUUUUUCAUUUUUACCUGUCAAAGAUUUGACUAAACUGUUACUGAUGUGUCAAUUCCUUUGCACAAUUAACCAAAGUGUAGUGUGGUAUUUUAGCUCGGAUGGGGGAAAAGUAUCCAUUAAGAAGAUAUGGGAGACUUGAGGAAAGGGCUGAUAUAGUCCUAGUAGCAUGUAAUAACCAUACUUAAUGUACAAAGCAAUAAAUCCAUGGUAACAGUUCCUUAGUCACUUCAUUCAAAAACAUGUAAUACAUUGGUACAUUUAAUGGUAAUCAUUUUUGGUUUAUGUGUUUUU